This is a messenger RNA of Acytostelium subglobosum LB1, 1131 nucleotides long. RefSeq lists its product as hypothetical. Gene Ontology annotation, biological process: RNA processing. Lineage: Eukaryota; Evosea; Eumycetozoa; Acytosteliales; Acytosteliaceae. Gene Ontology annotation, molecular function: mRNA binding. The coding region runs from base 1 to 1131 and encodes 376 amino acids. Gene Ontology annotation, cellular component: nucleus. The record is from RefSeq and is a predicted model, not a curated record. The transcript has 2 exons.
AUGUCUGAUACUACAGCUACAACUCCAGCUCCAGUUACAGAUGCUGCUCCAAUUGCUACUACCCCAGCACCAGCAGUCUCUGAUGCUGAGCUCAUCGAGAAGAUCGUUAAACAAGUAGAGUACUACUUCAGUGAUUCAAACCUCCCCGCUGACAAGUUCCUCAAAGGAGAGGUUGCUAAGAACCCCAACGGAUUCGUCAACAUUGAUAUAAUUGCAAGCUUCAACAAGAUGAAGACUUUGACAUUGGACCUGCAACUGGUCUCCGACGCUUUGAAGAGCUCAAAGAAGUUGGAGGUCAGCGAGGAUGGAAAGACUGUCAGAAGAGUCGACCCACUGCCAGACACAGAGUUGAUCAACAAGAAGACCCUUUACUCAAAGGGAUGGCCUUUGGACACCACCACCAUCGAGACUGUACAGGCCUUCUUCAAGCCAUACGGCAACGUUCUGUCGGUCCGCUUGAGAAAGCAAAAGGACAAGACCUCGUUCAAGGGCUCCAUGUUUGUCGACUUUGACUCUGAGGAGAUCGUCACCAAGAUCAUCGCCGAGGCACCCAAGCUCAACGACACUGUCGAGCUCAUCUACCAGACUCACAAGCAGUUCUCUGACGAGAAGCUCGAGCAGACCGCCGCUCGCGCUGCAAAGUUUGGCAACAAGCGAAAGGCCAAGGAUCAGGGCUCCAAGCAGGAGGGCGAUGAGGAGACUACAGGUGACAACGCCGCCGACGACACCGCCGCCGGCUCCAACAACGAGAUGGUCCCAGGCACCCUGCUCACAUUCAAGGGUAUUGGCGAGGGCCUUAACUUUAGCGAGAUCAAGACUGCCUUUGCCCAGUACGGCAACGUCGUCUACGUCGAUUAUCAAGAGAAGGAGGACAACGGAAUGGUCAGAUUCAGCUCUGCCGACGCUACCAAGCGCGCAAUGGAGGCUUUCAUCGCCGAGAAGAAGGAGUUGGGCGGCAAGGUCCCCGAGCUCGCUAUUCUCGAGGGAGAGGAGGAGAAGGAGGCAUGGGAGGAUCUCUUGGCCGCCAGAAAGGCUGCUGCUGGCAAGGGUGGAAGAGGCGGACGUGGUCGUGGACGUGGCGGCCGUGGUCGUGGACGUGGUCGCGGUGGCUUCAAGAAGCAGAGAUCAUAG